AAAGCCUUUGUUUUUGUUUUUAGAUUUUAGUUAAAGGACAGGAUGUCGUUCUGUUUGUAGUAAUUUCGUCAUUGUUUAGGGUUAUUUUUUGGAACGGGGAACAAAGUACCACUGACCUUCUUGGUAUCCUGUUUUAGGUUAAUAUUAGUUCUGAUCUAGAAUAUUUUUUUGCUAGUCUGGUAGCGCUAGCCACAUAGCCUGUGGAGCUAGCUUCAACGAACGUUUUCUGGUAAGACGAAGAGCAGAUGUAGUCAGAUCAGUCAUUCCUGUGAAAUCGUAACUAGAAGCAAUAAUCUUGACCGCUAAGAUUUGGAGCGCUAUCUUGAAUAUUAGGGGGAUGACAUCCAUGAUUUGUUAAUCAGUCAUGCCAUAUAGUACUGAAGGGCCUUAGAGUAGUGGUGAAAACAGAUGUUCUCCCUCUAUUGUACAUUUUGACGUAACGAGCCGACCAGCUGUUGUUAGCAGGCGCAGUAACAAGCAGAGUUCUUUAGUGGAAUAACUUAGCUGUGUUUCGCUUCGUCUGAUUUUAGCCACCCACACUGUGUUUAAAAGGAAUUUUUUUCUGAACAUAUCAGGGAAUAUCUAACGACGCACUGUUGGCGUAGCUUGUUUUUUUUCCCUUAGGUUGUAUCGAAUUGAGAGUGUUGAGGUAAAACACAACUGUUUUGUUUGAGUAAGGCAAUUAGCUAGCUUUUGUGUAAUCAUGUACGCACCCCCUGGAUCUACUCUCCCUGGAAACCGACGGAGGCGAGGUGGUACUGCGCUGCCUAAACAGCCUGAGCGGAGUCUAGUGUCCGCGCUCCCCGGAGCACUGUCGAUUACGGCUUUAUGUACGGCGUUAGCUGAGCCAGCCUGGCUUCGUGUACAUGGGGGUACUUGCCCAAGACAGGAGCUUGGAGUGGCAGACGUCUUGGGGUACAUUGAUGAGAAUCUCGUGAAGGACAACUGUGUGAACUCUCAGACCAUCCUGUUGUUGCGGGUGAUCGCUGCCUUCUGUUUCCUGGGCAUUCUCUGCAGUCUGACGGCCUUCCUGUUGGAUGUCUUUGGACCUAAACAUCCAGCUCUCAAGAUCACACGCAGAUAUGCCUUCGCUCACAUCCUUACAGUGCUCCAGUGUGCCACAGUGAUUGGAUUCUGCUACUGGGCUUCAGAGCUCAUCCUGUCCCUGCAGCAGCAGCAUAAAAAAUACCACGGCUCCCUCAUAUACGUCACCUUCGCCAUCAGCUUCUACCUGGUGGCCGGCGCCGGAGGGGCCUCCAUCCUGGCGACGGCCGCCAACCUGCUCCGUCACUACCCCACGGAGGAAGAGGAGCAGGCCUUGGAGCUCCUCUCCGAAAUGGAGGAGAGCAGCGAAACGUAUCCUGCCGACUACGACAUCACCAACCAGUUCCAGCCGCCGCCCGCUUACACGCCCUGAUCCUGUGGCUACCCCAACCGCCCUCAUCUCCCUUUCAACCCCCAAUCUAUAAAUACCACUGUUGGCCUCAGUGCAAAUAUAGACUCAAUAGACUGACAGAUUUCCAGUUGCCAUUUGAUAAAUAAUCAGCAACUUUACAUCUCUUGCUGGUAAACCUCCCUCCUAUGUCCAGUACCAUAUGUACAGUUAACUGAAGAAUAAUGUUGAUUUAUGGUGCAUGAAAAAGCUAUAAGGCAUCACUUUUGGAAGUUCACGCGGUCGCUGCACAAAUUGGAUCAUUUCUCGCAGUAGAGUGCAUGUACACGGUAGUUAAAAGCCCCAGAAUGUCCAACACGUAACCUUUUUCCUGGAGACAACAUGUAAUACGAUGCGGCACGCUUUACCAUGCACUAAUGUGAAACUCAGCAUGGUGAAUGCUGAGCAUUUUACCCUAAUGUUAUUUCAUAAAGAAAGGAAAUUACACUUUUUCAGAUUUGCCUCUUAGGCACUUUCAACUAUGAACAUAGAAGUAUAGAUCAUCAUCAUCAAUUCAACUCCUUUGUUUCCUUGUGUAGUUCUUUCCUUUAGUUACUGAAUAAGCCUUCAGAUAACAUUCCACGUGUAAAAGGUUCAAGUCAGGAGAGGCCUUCUCGCUCACAUAUUUUGCUCUUGAAAUUCAGCGGCUCAUCUUUAAUAGAUCUGAUUGCUUUCAGCUAGUUUGUUUGGUUUCUCUCAGAAAGCGUCUUCGCACUACACUGCUGGUUUUCUCGCUCUGACAGUGAACAAGAAGUACUGCAUGACCCUGUUAGGUGGAGUGGGUGAUUUUAUUUAAUUGGUUUCAGAUUGACAGAUAUGAUCAUGAAUUUUCUUAAUAUUGAAACUAAUGUAAUGAGGUCUACACUUUAACUGUGCCUCAGACAAAAUACUGUAUUUUUAUGUAUUUAUUUUGUUGCAUAUUUGAGGAGAAACAAAAUGUAAAUAUGAACCAUCUCUAGUCAUUUUUCCCCCUGUCAUCCCUUUGAAUUGAUUAGACUCAGACUUUUAUUUCAAUAGUCAGGUUUUUUUCCACUAUGUGAUAAACAAAAGAUUUUUUUUUUUUUUACAAUAAUUCUGCCCAACAGAGCUUCUAAAAGAACAUUUUGAGUUCCCAUGUUCCCAGGCUCUGUAUUGAAAUGCAAUUAAGAAGCUUUCUGGCAACUCAAGUGUUCAAGUUUGCCAAACUCGUUAUGGCUGUACACGUUACUCUCUUAAAUUUUGAUCUGUUUUUUUUUUUUUUCCCUUUUAAUGUUUGUGUUCGUGUGUUUUGAUAGCAACCGUAAGAUGAGGAUGUCAAGAUGCAGCAGUUGUGCAAUAUGCAUCAGUAAAUCAAACUCCAAAAAUUAAGAUCAAUCAUACUUGCUUCUUCAUUAGAUUUCCUUGUGCAGUCGCUGCAUGGUAUGACCAUUUGAUACCGUACUUGUGUUGAUUCUGCGGACAUUACGAUUGUGAGACCUGAUUGUAAUCAUGUACUGUUAAAUUCUGAAAUGCAGUUUGUGUUUUCUAGUUAUGGGGUGGUUUGUGUUAGAUUUUUUACAAUGUUUUUGCCUUUGUCUUCAGUUCUGUAUUAGUUCAAAUUUCAUUAACGUGUAAAAAGAUGUGAAUUAAAAUUAUUUGGUGGUUA
Chanos chanos (milkfish) is the source of this 3056-nucleotide messenger RNA. RefSeq names its product transmembrane protein 127 (gene tmem127). The record is from RefSeq and is a predicted model, not a curated record. Bases 704 to 1417 code for a protein of 237 amino acids. Gene Ontology annotation, cellular component: membrane. Gene Ontology annotation, biological process: negative regulation of TOR signaling; negative regulation of cell population proliferation. The transcript is spliced from 3 exons. NCBI's taxonomy places the organism in Eukaryota, Metazoa, Chordata, Actinopteri, Gonorynchiformes, Chanidae.